Marchantia polymorpha subsp. ruderalis is the source of this 1720-nucleotide messenger RNA. The record is from the annotation of a GenBank genome assembly. NCBI's taxonomy places the organism in Eukaryota, Viridiplantae, Streptophyta, Marchantiopsida, Marchantiales, Marchantiaceae.
CCGGUGUGACUCACAGAAAGAAUCCAAUUCGUAGCUCGUGCUGGCAGUGUUUCUACAAACUCACGCUCUGUGGGUACAAGAAGAAGGCCGGAGCAUGUAGAGUUUACGACAUUCACGGGCGGAGUACAUGUUGCCCAGCUCGAAUCUGGAUCCACUAGUCCUCGUAUCAGACGCACGCACCUCACGUACUCUCAUGUUUUAAGGAUGAGUCAUGACGGCAGCCAGGAAAUGUUGCAGAUUUUCGUGAACAGCACAGCUCCCAAGACUUUACAAAAGCGGUAAAGUCGAUCUGUUGUACAGAGCAAGCGAUGUUUCUUCGAGAGGAUAGUUCGAGAUUUUGUGCUCUAUAUCGAUUCACACACGUAGGGUCUGAAGGUCAGUGGAGGAUCCGGCUUUGAAUACUUCACUUGUUUCAAGAUGAAUUCAUCACCUUCCUCGACGGUCGUGGAUAUCGAGACCGCGCCUGGUGGCACUCCGGCUAAGGCCGCAACUCCAAGCUUCUGGUCUAGGGUUACAAAAGCUGUGAAUGUAGCGGAAGAGCAUAUAGCGAACUUUUUUGGACUAAACGAUUCCAAAUAUCAAUGGGCUGUUGAUGAGUACAUGAAACAACAGCUGUCCGGAGAUGCCACUGUAAGACCUAAAUCGCCAAGGGCUUUAGAGGAUCAACCAGAAAUGCAACCGACGGGCCUGCAAAUUAUGGACAGAAACAGCAGCAAGGCCUCCUGGUGACUUGUAGGCCUGGCCUCAACUACGGCUAGGAGAAAUUUCUAUCAGAUGUAAAAGCUGAACACAAUGGCAACAAUCUAUCUCAAUUGACGACAGUGUGCGACAUUUGACCUAUUGCAUGAAGUAGUCUGAAAUGGAAACGAGUACAGUACGAGCUUUGGAAAGUCUUCAGGGCAUACUUUUGUCCAAAUAUUAUUUGGAGAUACGCAAGCAUGGUAUAUAACAAAGAUAAGUACUAAAAGAACCGAGGAGGAUACUAAACCAAGUACUUGGGCUAGUCUGGUACUAGGAACUGGUAGUAGUUGAGCAGAUCGAGCAUUCAAUACAUUAAUGUACAGAGAAUUUUGAAUCUGAACAAACAACAAGUCUGGUACUAGGAACUAGUAGUUGAGCAGAUCGAGCUCUCUAUACUUUAAUGUACAGAGAAUUCUGAAUUUGAACAAAUGACAGUCGGUCACAUAUAGGGAUAGACAGAGUAGUGUGUCAAGAAAGCAAUGAGCUCUGAUGGGAUGGAAUGAGCUGACUGCGAAAGACAGCAUCUUGUUCGAGAGGCCUUCGUUAUAGCUGGACACAUGAAGAUUGUAGAUUGGAAGGAAUUCACAACCGAGAAUUUUCAAAUUUACUUUCCUGUUCAGGGUUGUACGCACACCUAGGCUAACAUUGGAGUAUUUUGUGAUGUCUGCGAUGGCCCUGCCUGCAACCCAGUGGUCUUAGUACUGUAAUCAAAACAGAAAUUUGGUUACCGACCGCUAUUCUAUGAUUACGUACUGAUGUUAUCCUUAUCAAUUGAACUGUUUAUCUACGAGAAGUUAGUUUAGACUGGUGACAAUAUCUACCCACUUGCCAUACGCAUUUUCGUCCAAGCCGCUGGAAUUCGAAAUUAUGUUCGUCAUGCUCUCCAGUUGGCUGGUGAGCUGCACCCUUGCCAGUGUGAGGCAAUUCGACAAUUUGGUUGCUCUAGUCACUAGGUACCUAAAAACUCUUGAAAUCGAGA